CUUUGACCGACUGAGCUCAGAUGCAUCCGAGCAUGGUCUUCUUGGACUACUUCAACCGCGCGCCGUGGCACACGCGCCACGAAGGCCCGGCGCGCGACGGCCUCGGCCUGCACCACGCGCUCCUGCUCGGCACCGCCUUCCUCGUCGCCUACGUCGGCGUCCGCAUCGCGCAGUGGCUCUGGCGGCCGCACGCAUACGACUUUGACGACGAGCUACCCAAAUACUACAACGUUCAAGCACCAAGCGUCGACGCGAGCUCGUGGUCCGAGUUCCUCUGGCCGUUGCUGUGGGUCGACCGCGUCUAUUGGACCCGCGACGUGCGUCGCGCCAAGUACCGCCGCCGCCACAAGACGAGCAGCAUUGCACUCGAUACGAUCCCCGAGGAGACCGAGAAGACGACCUUUAACGAAUACACGGUGCUGCGCAUGCCCAGCGCGCUCAAGCUUUCUUAAACGCCGCGCGAUUGGAGCGCGAUCCGACCUAUUUAAUACGAACCACUGAUAAGUUAAGCGAAUACCUUUUGCGCAUGUUUC
Saprolegnia parasitica CBS 223.65 is the source of this 533-nucleotide messenger RNA. RefSeq lists its product as hypothetical. Bases 21 to 452 code for a protein of 143 amino acids. The transcript has a single exon. Lineage: Eukaryota; Oomycota; Saprolegniomycetes; Saprolegniales; Saprolegniaceae. The record is from RefSeq and is a predicted model, not a curated record.